AUGUCUAAACGUGCUGCAUCCAAUGAUGAUGCACCUAUCACGAAGCGCAUCAGAAUUGAUGAUGGGAAUCAGACAGCACUGCUGGCGGAUAAACAUGCAUGGGCAAUUCUGGAGCAAUUCCUUACCACAGACAUGUCAUACGCUCAGAUGGAAGAAGCCCUUUCAUCGAAUCUUGAGAUGCGCUAUUUUCCGGCGAUGACGAUCAUUCAGUGCACACAUUCAAAGUUCGCACAGACCAGCCAAACCACAUUAGUUAAAAAUCCCUACCUCAAUCUGGAUGCAGAGGAGGAUGAGGAUGAAGAUGAGGAGGUGGAGGACCACGACCACGAUGGCCCCUCUGAUUCGUGGAAGGUUACAUCUUUGCCAGGAUCAUCAUUGGCCGAUAGGUUUGCCACGGUCAUCAAUGACAUGACACAUAGAUUCGAGGCAAGACAGCACAGCUCAUCGCAUGGUUGCCAGGCUAUUCCCUCCUCGAUAUCUGACUUGAUCCCUUCAGUUGGAUUACAGGACGGGAGAAUGUAUCUUCUUCAUGUUCAGCGAAACAUCACGGAUUAUAUCACUGCACACCUUUGGAAGAAAAAAUUUGCCGUCAAGGUGUCAGCUUGGAUAGCUGGCCAGCUUUACGUGGUGGCAGACAGCCCUAAAACAAUUUCCAAGUCACUUCCUUUCUCGCUCUACCUCGCUGUGAAGCAAUAUGUUUGCAUAUUGGAUGAGGAAUGUGAAGUGGUCGAGCAUUCUUACAACAAGCUUCCCAACCUGGCUUGGGUGAAGAUAAAGUGUGGCAAGUAUCAGGGCGACAUAGCCCAAGUCUUCGAUUCCGAUCUACUGAAUGGUUUCAUUGCGGUCUUAGUUCCGCCACGGGAUUUCCCAUACCCCAUGCCUCCGAGAUCUCAGUCCCUACUCGACCGAUCCCGCCUUCCGAACAGGAACACAGUCUCUGACAUCAACAAUGGCGAAGAAGUUGUAGGAUUCAAGUUCAAAGGAGAAAUGUGGAACCAAUCAUUCCUUAAGAGAACUGUGGUUGCAUUAUCAAUGCAGUUCUUGCAUGACAUAGAGUGCAUGUUUCAGAUUGGCAGUGCAGUUCGAGUGGUCGCAGGUCCAUACUUGGGUGUGGAAGGGUACAUCAUUCAGAUGGUAGAUGAUAUAUUUUGUAUUUGUCAAGACGUCUCAAAGGAACAGGUGGAAGUUUUGAAGCAUUAUCUAGACCAUCACCCUCUGAGUCACGUGCUGCAAGCAUGGCUGCCAACGCAGCAACUUUUUAAGCCUCCCCCCAAUAUCAAAUCUAUUCAAAUAGGGGACUUCAUAGAAGUGCUUAUUGGAGAGCACAUAGGGAAGUGUGGGAUCGUGCACUGGCUCCCCAAGGGAGGAGACAAUCUGUGGUUCCAGGACGGAACAUUGCAUAUUCCAGUUCCCAUUUCAGUUGUUCAGUGGAUGCACCUCCCCCACCUCCAGACAUUACAGUACACGCAAGACAAGGGUUAUGAUGUCAAACCUGGAGAUGUUGUAAGAGUCACCCGAGGGCCAGAGUAUCAGACAAAAGGGGUCGUGCAAAGUGUCGACUUUCCAAAUGCUCGCUUGACCCUACUCUCUGACAUUGACCAUGCUCUUGUUGAAGUUCCCAUCUCAUUUGUGAUAAAAGUACACAACGUCAGCCUGGAUUCUUUCAAAAAGGAUAUUGGCAAAGAAGUAUUCAUCAUUGGGGGUGACCGUAAGGGCUACCAAGGCACGCUCUAUAGUUUCACCUCCGAGAAUUGCAUUGUUGCCGUGCAUGGGCAGCAGCGCACCAAGAUCAAACCCAAGGACGUUGCAACCAGGUAUGGAAUGAGGUUAAAUGGUGUGAUGCUCAAAGGAAUAGACAUGGUGUCUUUCUGUGAGAUGCGGGGAAGAUCGUACUUAGCCCCACAACCUCGAAGCGUCACCCCCCCACCUGAAAAGGUUCUCCCCAGCUCGUCGGUUGCCAUUGCAGAUCCUAGCACAUCAUCAUCCAUGUGGACCGCCAGCCCUGAGGAUCAGGCCAGUAAUCCUUUGCCCAGUAUGACUGCCCAACUCAACCCCUGGACUGUCAAUUCCAACGAUAUACUAGAUAGUAUUGAUGCUCGAUUGGAUAAACUCAAAGAGGUUCACCACGCAUCAUGUGAUGUUAAAAGUCUCACCCUCGUGCAUGGGAGGCAGGCUACAUAA
Messenger RNA from Suillus subalutaceus, 2181 nucleotides. RefSeq lists its product as uncharacterized. The transcript has 12 exons. The record is from RefSeq and is a predicted model, not a curated record. NCBI's taxonomy places the organism in Eukaryota, Fungi, Basidiomycota, Agaricomycetes, Boletales, Suillaceae. Bases 1 to 2181 code for a protein of 726 amino acids.